This is a messenger RNA of Lotus japonicus, 2606 nucleotides long. RefSeq lists its product as uncharacterized. Lineage: Eukaryota; Viridiplantae; Streptophyta; Magnoliopsida; Fabales; Fabaceae. The record is from RefSeq and is a predicted model, not a curated record. The transcript has 3 exons. Bases 249 to 2219 code for a protein of 656 amino acids.
GUGCUUACCCUAUCUCUCCCCUAUCUUUCUCUUGCCUAUCUCUCUUCCACUACACUCCACUUUUUUUUUGAGACGACUAUACUCCAUCUUAAUGGACUUACAUAAUUUUUUCUAAAAAAAUUAAAUUUAUUGAAUUUCUCAUUCACUUAUCUUAAAUUCUAUUGGUCUGCGCUAAAUUGGGACAUUUGAUUUGAAAGCCAUCUCCCUCCGUCUCUCCGUGGCCACCGGAGAAUGGUGACGGAACCCUAAUGGCAGCUACCAAACAGUUAUACCACUCACUCUCCAACUUCACUCCUACUCCUCCUCAAGACCCCAACCCUCGCCACCUCUGCAAAACCCUCUUCCGCCAACUCGACGCCGACCUCCGCCAAUUCUUCUACGCCCUCCACCAUGAUCCGCAUCCGCAUUCACGGCUUCGGCCGAUUGCUCAAGCUCUUACUCUCACUCUUCGCUGCUCUCUGGUCGUCCUGACCCUCCCCCACUCCGACCAGAAUCUCCUCCUUCGCAACUCCCGCUUCCUCCUCCUCCGCGUCUUGAAGCCCGUCCUCUCCGUCGUCGCCACCACCACCACCCUCCGGCUUCUAAACCCCUUCACCGAUGCCCACAUCCACCUCCCUGAGUCUUGCCGUCCAUUCCUCUGCUCCGUCUUGGAGGUUUUCGCAGAUGAGCUUCUUAGGCACCAAUCCCUGAGAAGGUUUCUCAUGGUUGCUGAUUCCACUUCUUCCGCCUCGGAGAAGCUUUUCAUGCGGCGUUUCAAUUGCCAUGAUGACAUUGUCUGUGUCCUGGAGGUAAUGUGUUCCCAUUUUGUCCUCUCUCAUGAGAAAGGAUUUGAGAAUUUCAUUAGCGGAUUGUUUUUACACUGUGACAAUGAGUGUUUUAGAUUUCCUGAACUUAGACUCGCGCCUGCAGUGGCGUUGUUGCUUGACCCUGCUGUGCAUUCUGCACCUAAGAUGUUCCGGGCACACGCAAUUUCGUUGGUUUCUGAUGCCAUUGGUUCAGGGUUAUCAUCAGAGAUUUUGGGUUCGGAUAUUGGGUGUCACCUAAUAGCUUUUCAGAAAUCUGUCACUUUGUACUCUAUGCAUGUGUCUAGCUUGCAAAUAGAUGGUUUUUAUGUCAAACCCAAUUGUGCCUAUGAUUCAUACCUGCUUGAGAGAAGUUAUCCAAGUUUUGAAUCUUAUGUUCAGGAAGGAACAAUGAAAAGAUUGAACCAAGUUUUGUCUGAGUCAAAUAAUUCAUGGGAAUCUUAUCAUUGCAUAGUGUCUUCGAGAGCAAAGGACGAAUUUUUGGCUGAGUACAUUGCAUUUGUGAAAGGGAGGCUGUGCAUAUUUGCUGAUUCAUGUAGGGACAUGGCUGCCUCAAUCUUAGACUCGAUAAUCCGCAGAGGUUUCUCUCAGGAUGCUGUGGUGUGUAUAAAGGAAAAUACUAGUGCUGAAGAUAUUUUCCUUCUUGUGUCCAUUUUGAAGUUAAUGAGUGUUACGUUGCUACAAGCAGUUAAGUGUCUGAGUAACGAUGGUGGUGAUUCUGGUUGUUUGAAAACCAUGGGAAGUUCCUCUUUGCGUGAUCAAUAUGAUUUCUUGAUCAGCGUCCUUAAUGAUUUUCAACAAUGUAAAUUCUGCUUACCCUUUCAGACUUUCUUGUGCGAUGUGAUGAAAAGUCAGCAAACAGAUUGCAAAGUCUCCAAGUCAAUGCUUGUACACUUUUCAGGCUUACUGUCUUUAAGUUUUAGCUAUGGACUUGAUUUGUUAGCAAAGGGGUGUAUAUCUGUAAUUAUGGCACUGAUGUGUCUGUUUGUUUUUGAAGAGGGAGAUUUAGUUGCGUUAGGGUCAUUGAGGGUUCUGCCACUGCAAUCAUGCUCAUCUGAAAUUUCAUCUGAUAAGAAUGGAGAGGAUACUGUAGAUAAGAAAUCUGCCUAUAAAAUUGCAGCAGAGUUUCAUAGAAUUCAAACAUGUAAUUUAAGAACUGAAUUUAACUUAGUAGAGGAUAGAACAGAGAAAACCAGCAGUGGAGAAAUGUUCCUCAAUUGCAUAUUAGAAGACCCCAAGAAAUUAUCUGAUUAUGAUGAACUUGCUGACUUCCUGGAGUGUGAGCCUGGGAAAAAUUAUGCCUCCUGGUUGAAAGGCCGUGCAAAAAUCAGAAAAUGGAGGUACAAGAAAAUGUUAAAUUUAAGGAAGGGUAAGAAGGAAAAAAUCUGGAGGUCUUUGAAGCGUCGGAAAAUCUGAGUCUUUUCAAGCACGGGAGGUGAUACAAUAGAUACGGUUGAUGGCAUGUGCCCCAUGUAUAUUCAUGGAUGUUAAUGGAUAACUCAUUUUGGGGGCUCAUCAUUCUUUUGUUAGCUAAAUUUCAGUUUAGAUUUGUUUGGUGGCUUCGAUGGCAAAAGUGGUGAACAUAACACAACUUUCGCUGGAUAUAAGAGGAGGGUAGAGGAUGAGAGCUUACAUGUAUAGAAGGUGGCAUAGCUUUCAAAUGAACUUACAAUAUCCAUGUUAUAUUUUUUUUUUGUCAAUAUCCAUGUUACAUGUUUCUCUGCUGUUCCCUGUAAUUGUUACUUGGGCUAAUGGGCUAUAGUAGAGGCAAGAGUACCAGCGUUAUGGCUCAAAUUUCCUUAA